Messenger RNA from Babesia bovis T2Bo, 2994 nucleotides. RefSeq names its product CNH domain family protein. Gene Ontology annotation, biological process: endosomal vesicle fusion; autophagy; vesicle-mediated transport. The coding region runs from base 11 to 2962 and encodes 983 amino acids. Gene Ontology annotation, molecular function: protein binding. NCBI's taxonomy places the organism in Eukaryota, Apicomplexa, Aconoidasida, Piroplasmida, Babesiidae. The transcript is spliced from 6 exons. The record is from RefSeq and is a predicted model, not a curated record. Gene Ontology annotation, cellular component: cytoplasm; membrane.
GGCAAAUGAAAUGGAAAUAUUCAGCCGAGAUGUCGUACUCCGUUGGAUGGAAAGCUCCAAAAUUACAGCCGUUGCAUGGUGUAACAAUGAUUUGGUAAUAGGAAAUGACGCAGGUGAACUCCACGCAUUUCAGUGUCCAGAAUUACAGGGGCCUGUAGAGGCUGAAGUUUAUAAAUACGCCAAGGUCAGCAACCAGAAAAUAGCCUCAAUUACACCCUUGGAACCAGAAGGAUGGAUUCUAGUUCUCAAUUCAAAUGGCGAUCUGUAUUCGAUCAAUUCCAUGUUCAAAGGGCAACCAUCAAUCCUUGUUAAAAACGUCACAUGUGUAGCCAGACAGUUUGAAUGGAUAUAUUUCGAUAGUACAAUCACGCAAAAUGCAAAGGGAACCCUUUGCCCAUUAAAUGAAUUCUGCGUGGGAACUGAUGGGAAGAUGUACAUAUACGCAGCACAAGGAGGCAAACUAACACCAAAACGAUGUAUCAGUGUUGAUGGAAUGGUACUUAGUGCAUCAUGGAUCAAUAAUACAAUUGUAGUAGGAACUAAAGAAGCCUAUUACAUCAUGGAUGCGGAAUGCAAAACGUGCCGCGAAUUAUGUAGCCUGCAAACAGGGGAUCUCGAUUCGGAGGUCGUACCACUCACAACGCCAUGCGUCGAUGGAGAUGUAAUGGUAAUAUGUCAAAAUAUCGGAAUAUUCUACAAUACACAAACGAUGGCACUUUCAAAGAAAAACACUAUACUGUGGAGAAAUAGACUAGAGGCUCUAGGGUGCGCUUCGCCGUUCAUUAUAGGCAUCACAGUAGAUAGGAUAGUAGAAGUCUAUGGAGUUAGAGAUCAAUUACCAUAUCAAGUUAUUGAUCAAACUAGCGCAAAAUACGUGCAUUUCAUGCCUCAAUGGGAAUGCAUGCUAUCAGCCACGCCUAACGUAGUGAUGGCCCUAAAGCAUAAGACAUAUCAUCAGACAAUCGCCGAAGCGGUUGAAAGUAAAGACAUCAAGCAAGUACUGCAUAUAGCUAAUGUGUACUUUGCAACAGAAGAUCCGCAACAAGUAGAAGAGAAGAAGUUGGCCCAUACCAUCGCAGGGUGGAUGCGAUUCAAUGAUCUCAACUUCCCCUUGGCAUUCCACCACUUUACACUCGGAAAUGUAGAUAUAGUAUAUUUGCUACAGUUUUGGAACCAUUAUGCAGAUAUAGCCUUGCCGGAAUCGUAUGUCAGCAAUGAGGCCGUGCCCAUGUUGCUGCGGCAGUACAUACCCAACGCAACUGGAAUUAGAGAGUUCGUAGAGAGAAGAUAUGGUCAACGGAAAAGUGAAUUAGCAUCCAAAUCAACUGUAGCAAAACUAGUGGAGCUGGCUAAUGUAUCGUUUGCUGCGUUCUUACUUAAACAUUUAAACAACAAUGCGCUAUUGCAGACAAAAGGGAUCGACAUGUCUGAUUUUCAACGCACACUUAAGGCUAACAUAGAAAAGACGUGCCUUCUGCUACUAGCUGAAUGUGACGAUCCGAAAUGUAGUAUAAUUAUCAACAGGCCAAAAGAAGAAACAUUUCUAGAUCUGGACUCCUGUAAAGAACACCUAAUCAAAAUGGAAAAGAACGAAGUACUCGCAAAACUACUCAUCCAACAAAAACGAUAUAAAGAGGCAAUGAAUAUUAUGGUCAAUUAUAUAACGGAUAAUGUUGGUAGUGGCCAUAAAGAUGAAAUCGCACUAGAAAUCAAAUCGGUUUGCUGCGAACUUGCCAAUUGCCUAAAUACACUUAUAGAGCAAAGCCAAAAACACAAAGAUGAGGUCAACAAAAAUACAAAAAAGGAGGAAAUACACGAUAUACUCACUACUUACCUCCCAGUGCUAUUAGCAACCUACCCCAAUGCAGCACUUGACGUACUCACAACUAACCACGCAAUUAUGCCAUUUAGUACCGACCAAAUUAUCGCAAUGAUAGAUAUGCAUGCACCAAAGAGCUACUGUGACUCGAAGAUGGGUAUGCGAAUCAAGUACUUGGAAGACUUGGUUAUGAAAAACAAACAUGGUGGUAUCCAUGAAAAUACACUUCUAGCUCAAUGUUAUAUAAGCGAACUUACCGUGAAAAGGAAGAACAAUGACUCAAAAGAUGAUAGAAACCGUGCUAUAAAAACUAUGCUGAUUGAAUUGAUGGAGUCAAAUAAAAGUUUUAACAUGAGCAAAUUGGAGGAUAUGCUGAUGAAGCUGAACAUGGUGGAAACAACGGUACUUCUAAACAACAAAUUGAAUAAACAUGAAGAAGCGUUGCGCACACUAUUCCAACUUUGGAAUAAAGAUAACAGGCUUAAAGCAUGCGAAGCCUACUGUCUGUGUUUCGGGGAAAUAGAAACAUCGUUCGACACAUCAACAAUGGACAUGCCAUUCAAGAGACUGUUCAGCAAUUUUGAUUAUUGGAUGCAAAGGGCAAACGAAUGGCCAUUAACAAAAUAUGAAAUGUACAGUAUCAACACAUCAGAUGCCUCGAUCGACCGCUUACUGUUAAAACUGCUAAACAUCAUUGUGCAGGAAUCCCAAUCGGAUGACACAUGUAUUUACCUUGCCAGGGACCUACUGGCCAAAUACAUUCCCUUGUGUACCCAUAACGCAGCCAUCAGCGGGAGUGCUAUCGUAGAAAUAAUGCCAGAAAGUUGGAAUUUUGCAAUAUUUGCAAACAUUUUAAUGCAGUUGCAACUAAAGGCCCUCCACGAAGAGAGAACUGCAGCAAUGAGACGGGGUCUUACACGGUCAUUGCGCUCACAGACAGCAAAGCAGCUGUAUAAACUUACAUGCGUACCACCGAUCACAGUCGAUGCCAGGUCAAUUUGUGCAAUAUGCCAAGAGCCAAUCAAGUUAGGCAUGUCUAUCGCAAUACCGCCACCCAAACAAACAGAAGGAGGACAAAAACAAACACCCAGACAACACACUAUAAUGCAUGAAGAGUGUGGCAGAAAGGUACACGAUCAUUGAGCAACUGAUGUUGUAAUAUACAUCAAAUAUAC